This is a messenger RNA of Aspergillus glaucus CBS 516.65, 945 nucleotides long. Its product is annotated as E2 SUMO-conjugating protein UBC9. The transcript is spliced from 4 exons. Gene Ontology annotation, biological process: protein sumoylation. Gene Ontology annotation, cellular component: nucleus. The coding region runs from base 87 to 560 and encodes 157 amino acids. The record is from RefSeq and is a predicted model, not a curated record. Gene Ontology annotation, molecular function: SUMO conjugating enzyme activity. Lineage: Eukaryota; Fungi; Ascomycota; Eurotiomycetes; Eurotiales; Aspergillaceae.
CUCUUUACUACUCUCUAUACCGCCCCUCUGCUUAUAAUCGCCACUCAUAUUACGACAUCGCGACCUGAUCGACCGCUUUUUACACGAUGUCGCUCUGCCAAAAUCGUCUCACGGAGGAGAGAAAGCAAUGGAGACGGGACCAUCCUUUUGGGUUCUACGCCCGACCCUAUCGCAACCCCAACGGGGUUUUGGAUUUAAAACGCUGGGAAUGCGGUAUCCCAGGAAAGGCCCAGACUCUGUGGGAUGGUGGCUUGUUCAAGUUGGAUGUUACGUUUCCUGAUGAGUACCCUACGAAGCCUCCGAAGUGCAAAUUCGUCCCUCCGCUCUUUCACCCUAACGUGUACCCCUCCGGCACCGUCUGUCUCUCGAUCCUGAACGAAGAAGAAGCCUGGAAACCCGCUAUCACGAUCAAGCAGAUCCUCCUCGGUAUUCAGGAUCUGCUGGAUGACCCAAACCCCGAAUCUCCCGCCCAAGCCGAUGCAUACAACCUUUUCAAGAAGGAUCGCCCGGCCUAUGAACGACGUGUGAAACAGGUUGUCCGCGAGAAUCCGGCUCUUUAGUCCGCGUGUCUGUUGGGUCUUUCUGUUUCUUUUCUGAAUUUCGUUUCGGGGUUCUGGCGAACAUUAGCGACAUCUAAGGGUCCGUUGAUCUUUUUGAACAUGUGCUGCACUCUUUUCUUUGCUUUAUACGGGAAGUACGGGCAUCUUGAUCGAUCUUCGAAAAGGAACUACGAAUUAUGAAUGUCUAUGAGCUGUUAGGAUCUCUCUCUUUCUCUCUCUCUUUUCUGUAUCGAAAACGGAUACACCGUCCUCGUUGGGGGUCGUGAUGUUGCAUUGGCUUCGUUUCUACUGAUUAUUUUCGACCGCCCUUUUCAGCGAGCAAGGCGCAUUAAUGCGAAAAGCGGAUGGCUAAGAUUUGGUAAUUGAUAUCAGUUUUUUGCUAUAU